This is a messenger RNA of Porites evermanni, 8799 nucleotides long. Lineage: Eukaryota; Metazoa; Cnidaria; Anthozoa; Scleractinia; Poritidae. The record is from the annotation of a GenBank genome assembly.
GGUCUUAUUUUACCCUGUUGCUGCCUGCUUAUCAUGGUGACGAUAAUCAUUAUUUUGUGCGUGUUGUUGUACCCUGGCGAGGAAGAUUUUGAUGGAAAAGAUAUUGUUGGUAAGUGAUUGAUAAUGAUAGAAAGCCAGGGAUAGGACAAUUGCAGAAGAUAUUUAGUCGCUGUUAUCUAACAGUAAAAAAAAUUGAAAAAAGUGGGAUCUAGAUAAGAUCCAAAAUUUUUAAAAGAGGUUUUACUCGAUAGCUACAAUAUCUGUAUACUAUCGCAGAUGAGAUAUGUUUUGGCCAUUUCAGUCAUGGUAUUGCUUUGUUAAUCUUCCCAGAUUUUGGCGUUAAGUUAUUUUUCACGAUCUAACUCUACCCUCUAACCCUGGAGUCCCAUUGUUCGAGUUAAAAAGCCUUUCAUCUUUUGUAAUGGUAGAUUGCUGAGUCUUUAGAAGGGUACAAAAAUGUGUAAAAUAGCAAUGAAUUGACGGAAUGAAGUUUUAAUCAAUGCUAAACCUAGCACAGCAAACUUUUGAUCUUUGAUGUGAUUAAAUUUCUGCUUAAAUUCCUUAUUCAAUGUUUACUUUUCCAAACUCUCCAGUUUUUGGACAAAAGCCUGUUUCUUCCCCCGAUCUUCGAUAUGGAAAAGUCACCUUUGUAAUCCCUGAGGAUAAAACUUUCCAAUGCAACUCGAAUAUAUUUUCCCCACCCUUCUCGGCUGAAGAAGUGUUUGUUCAAGUGGCACCCUCGCGGUCUAGUGCCAUGACCCGCUCCAUGCUUCAGGCCGUGACAGUCUGGCUCGAGUGGACGAAUUCAACUGGAUUUUCGGCUUGUGUGGAAACUUCAGGACCAUCUCAUGAUAUGCGGGCAAGUAUCCACUGAACAUUUCUGGGAUAAUAUCUACUAAAAUAUAAGUCUAGGGUAUAAGCAAAGCGCGCUGAGGAGAACAGAUGCUAAAUUUCAAAUGUAGUUUUGAGCAGAAAAUAUCGCCGAGAGGACCCUCUGGGGAGGGGAAGGGAAGUGCUUACCCCUUUGCCCCUUCUACCUUCCUCCAUCAUCAUCAUCAUCAUCAUUAUCAUCGUCAUUAUUUUUUAAUUAUAUAUAAAUUUUUUGGCUCCAGAGGCAAGCCUUCUACUAUAAAGUUCGCAACAUUGGGUCUAUCAAAUAAAGAGGUCUUAAUCAUUUCGAAUUUUGCCCUGUAUUCAGCUUCUAAGCAUUAUUUUUUACGAUCAGCGCCAAGAGGGGCAUGAAGCGUAGAGUGUAAAAUCAUUUAUCUACCUAAAGUAAACCACUCAACAUCGCUUUUAGAAAUUUACCUGUUAUCUUAAGCCGCGAUCUAAUUCAGACUUCGUUCAAAUAAUUGAUCACCCUUAUUGUUUUGCAAAGUACGCUUAAAUCUGAGAGGAAAAAUUCUCGUUCCGUAAUUUGUACAACCAUCCAAUCAGUAGAUUAAAUAUAUGGGUCGAUACGGGAUUCUCCGCCUUUCAGUUUUCUAGAUUUUCCAAUGUGUAAAAUUUCUUUAGAUAGUUAACAUGCACUGGUUGGCGUUCCGAGGACAACCAGCAGGAUCCGCAGCUGGAAUUGAAGAGAUUCCAUUUUGGACAAGUGGAACGGCGCACGUUGACAUCGCGUUUUCCUCGGUAAGUCCUAUCUCUUAAAACGCUUGCGCAGUACUUUAACUAUGUAACUUGAAAGCUACAAUCAACCAGCAACCCGUAUCGUGUCUUCUUCAGCUAGAAAUCCCUCGUAGAUGAUAUUCCAGAGGUACUUAACGCCCUUGGGCCUGUGUUUGCGGCCUGACUCGGGAUUGCAUUUUUGGCUUUCCGCUCCGAGUGGGAUUUGCUUUGCAUAGUGGGCCUAAGUAUCUCUUAUAGCCUGUUAAGUCUCUACUUGGCCCACAACGCCCGCCAAAAUCAUUGUAAUCACGUGAGUGAUCAGGCGAACGUUACAAGAAGUCAUAAAACCUGCCCGGGGGGCACUCCCAAAAGGCACGCCCAAAAGGAGUACCUUUUUACGGCUUUAGGUUUGUGAAAGUGUUGGGAUUUCACUUGUUCAAGAAUAUGAAAGGGUAGGAAAAUGUGUCAUUUUGGUCUUUAGAAAGGCCCAAAAUUAAAAGGGUUAACAGAUGUAGUUUAUGGCUGUGUAAAAGUUGAGAAAACUUUCUGGUUUGUAACAUAUUCAUAUUUAAAGAGAGUACACUUAUAGCAGUUAAAAGGGAUGCAAGGUUCUAAACAAGGUAUGUGAAAGGGGGUUCCCUUUCUGGCAAAAGGAGUUAUACGAAAUCUUAAAAAUGGUAUAUGAAUUGGGAAAGGCGCUGACCUCGGUGCGGAGCCUCGCCGUUUAAAACUUUGUUGAGUACCGACCCCUUCUGGCACAACUGUCUGUCGCUUUUGGACGGUUUAUUGCUCAUCAGGUUAGUCCAGCUGUUUAUUCUGAGUAAGAUAAUGACGUUAUCGCUAAACUAUCUAGGAGGCCUUAUCUGGUUCAGUUUUCUCCCUUGUCAACAGAGCCUCAACCCAGCACCAGAGGUCUUUGUUACUCCAAUUCAUCGUUUCCCGAAAGAAAGGAAGGAUGCAGCCUCGGUUUGGAGCCAGGAUAUCACUCAAGAUGGUUUUAAAAUAAUGUUACGCGAAGUUACCAAUUUUAGUGGAAAGCACAAGCUCAUUCAAGUUGUAAGCGAUCUGUAAAUAUGCAUUUAAGCCUUACUUUAACUUGCUUCAUAUUCAAAUGCAAGGGUAAAAAUACAAGCUAAUGAGUAAGAUUGAAAUACGAUUUGAAACAUGUGUAUUAAAAUACAUUGUCAAUAUGUAUCAAAAGGGGGUUUACCCAGUGUUUCAUGAUGUUUGAUGCAAGUAGCAAAAAACGCGUCCUCUAAGUCGUUUCAAUUGGGCAAGCCUAUGAACAGUUUUAAGAAGGAAUGUACACAAAAAUAUUAAUUUUUUUACAACCUGUUAUAAACACAUUUGGAGCUAGUCUCCGCCAGCGCUAUUUCUUGCGACAACCUAUCGCCCUCAUAGUUUGACAUUAACCUUUCUUUUUUUCUCGUAGCAAUGGAUCGCUCUCGUUACAACUCCAAAGGGAUGGAAAAUGCCUGAAAAAUCAAAGAUUAUGUUUAAAAACACAGGCCCUCCGGAGAAACGUCUGCAAUACAGUUUCUGCGAGGUGAAGUAGUUCAUAUAACCUUUUUAGCAGGAUAAAAUGAGUACUGUCGAUUGAAAAAUAGCUUUUGCCUUUAGAAAACUCAAAAUAUACUCUAUUGACUUAGAAUUAUAAGAAGGGUUCUUUGUAUAACUUAUUUCGCAGAAUGUUGCAUUCAAACAGCCUUUUUAUCAGGCUCCAGUUCUUCUGCUUAGCCCAAGCCACAAAUUUAACAGAGCGAACUUGCAGUCGGUUGAUCCUGCAAAUAACGCUAUCACUUCAUGGGUAGAGGUAAGUAUUCGAGGCGUUUUCGUUCUUUUUUUAGUUUUUCUAAUGCUUUUUCACACUGGUGCCCGACCUCGACAUCGACACAAAAUGCCUAGUGCUGUGUGCAGAUGACGGGUAACCGAUAUUGUACAACGCAAAUGCUUGAUUCUUGCAACUGAGUCAGAGGUCAUUUUAAACUGAACGUCUCAAGGAAUUAUGGGUAUAGUAAGAAGUGGAUUGUGGGUCAAAUGCCUCUCGGAACUAAGGCAAACCAACGCGCACAGGGAACUAAGAGCACAGCUAAGUGCUGGUAUGAGUGCGAGUCUUGAUAUGUAUGCACAAGACAUAGGUGUAGAUGUCAUCCCAAACUGAUUAUUUCUUUUCAGAAGUAUCUUCGUUAGGACCUCUUGGCCAUUAUACAAACACCUUUCCCCUCAGUCUGAAAUGCCAGUCGUCUCCGCUCCCCCCCCCCCCUCCAAACCACCACCACCCACCACGCCCGGGGGUUAGGGGUAGAGAAGGGGUUGAAGACGGUUGACAUCUUAGACUAUUCUCUUCUAUUAUUGUGAAGAAUCUUGACACCAUCGGAUUCACGGCGUGUGUGAAGGAUUUGCAGCCGUUCGAUCAACACCAUGAUCCAAUAACUGUUCAUUACAUCGCUUUUGGAGGUAGGGAAAUAAAAGAUAAACUUAUUUACGACAGAAUAAGCCUUUUAUCUUCCAAGAAAGGAGCACUAUCGGUGCAUUGUAGCCCCUUGCUCUCAUCCUCCUUUUCUUCAUUUCAUUAUUAAUACAGGCCGCACAAAAGUUUGGGUAUUUAGUCACUUGGUAAUACACUGAGGCCUGAAGAUAGGACAAUUGCACGAUUACGUCAUUUAAAUAGAUGGUCUCAAGUAAGGGAAUCCAAGACAGUCGUGGAUACUGGAUUCCGCACCAUCGAUGCCGGAUUCCAGGUACUGGAUUCCCGACCAUUUGUUGGUGGAACUUGGAUUCCGGAUUCCUUGAGGUGUAUUCCGGAUUUCACAGCAAAAAUUUGCUGGAUUCCGGCAUCUGGAUUCCCUUAUAUGGAGCGAGACUAGAAAUUCCAGAAUCCUUCAACUUGUCGGUUUCUUGUCCAACAAUGGGAUCGAUAAAUUUGAAAAAGAGAAAGCAAUGACGUAAUGAAUUCUAUCAUUUGUACCCAAAUGUUAUGAUCUUGAAAACGACCUAUUCAAUAAUGUUGACUACUCCUUUCGCUUGCUAUAAUUUCUUUUGUUUCGCAUUGUAUGGUGGUUCUAACUUUUAAGUCUGUGAAUGAAAUGCGGCUUAUGUGUGACCAUUCAAUGAAAAUUACUGAGAACUUCUCCUUUUAUUUGUCAUAAUUUCAUUUGCGUUGUAUGGUAAUUCUAAUUUUGAGUACCUUUCAAUAAAAAUUUAACUGAGGUGUGUGGUCGAAAAAAAAUUCAGUGCUUUCAUAUAUUAAUGCUCAUUAUCGUAUACUACAAGGUAGUCAGUCUAUUGAAAGAAAAUUUCACUCUACAAUAUGCGCGAAUGAUUCCCAUUACUUAAGCCAUAAAAUAGCUGACAGAAGUAUGUUUGACAGCAUGUCAUCAUCGUUAAUAAAGAUUUCUUUCUCUUUAGAUCUAGAUCCUUGCGAUAAACUUCAGUGUUCAUUUUAUGCCAAAUGCAAAGCCUAUGGUCCAUAUAAUGCUUCUUGCGUGUGUGACGAGGAUUCCGACAUUCCUAAUUAUGACGACCAGGUGUGUUCGCAAGAAAAAGUUACCUACCAGAAUUCUGCAUUUUUAGAGCAGGAGUCGUGUUUGAAGAGCAGAAAAAUUAAAGUGAAGCAUCCUGGAAGUUGUGAACGUAAGUUUUUUUUUAUUAAAAUAAGCGAAGGGGAGAAAUUAGCUAUUCAGCCAUACUAGCACGUGCAUGCAAGGGGGCGAAAGCUGCACCGGCAAAAUGCGCGGGAAAAUUUGGUAGAUAAGCAAAGAUUUUCCUAUUGCGUCUACAGGUGAUUGAAGUAAGCAUUUUAAAUUGAAAUUUGCUCUUAUUUUACAGCUUUUUUAUUCUACCGAGGUCGCACGUUCGUUUAUCUUGGAAACGCUGAAGCACAUUGCCGACAAGUAACACUUGAAAACUCCAUUUUCCUCACUCACAAGUUUGUUCAUGUUCAGCUGGCUCCCAACUACUUUAACACAUCCGGGCAAUUCACACACGAAGCCGCGGUAGCCUGGGCUGAAGAAGUUUCAGCUUCAAAAUUUCUCGUUUGCGUGCUCACUGCUGGGAGACUCGACCGCUUACCUCCUGACGGCGGGCUCACUUUUGUGGAUUUUAUAUUGUAUCAAGGGAAUCCAUUGGGUUCAGUAACUGGACACGUGAUUUUGCCAAGUUGGUGGGAUGGCACAACGUGUAAGGAGGUCAGCUUACCACAGGUACUAUAUAGCUUCAAGUAAUAAUGCAUUCGACUCCCCAGUUUGCCCAAAAAUCAGUGCAACGAUCGAUAAAUUUAAUCCAUAGAAUUUAGAGCACUUUUUCCCACGAAAAUGGAAGCCCGGCCUCUUUCUAUCGGAGCGCAUUCCAAGUAUAAAAUAUGAAAAAGCAAAGCAAAACGUCAUUAAACGGUCAAAAAAACCAUUUUCCGGUCUGUAGGGUUUUGCUAACUGGUUUGUGGGACUUUAAAGAUAUUCUUAUUUCGCGCCAAAAUCGUUCUUAACCCUUUCACUGCCAAAUGUGGCCAAAGGCAAAUUUCGACCAAGUUUCCAAAUUUCAUUUUCUAAAAUUUAAUUUCAAACAAAUAGCACCACGUGUAAGUACAGGCAGAGAGCUUUCAUUAUUCUGAAUGAAUGGUCACAUCAUAGGAUUUCCUCCACAGACUCAAAAAGUUAGAGUCACCUUACAAAACUCUAUCAGACACUCUGGCAGUGAAAGGAUUAAAAUAACUGAUGCGGUGACAUGAGUACAUGAAAUUUGCUCGCUCUGGGUUACGGACUCCUUCAUACGGAGAAUAGUAUGUCCAUUCAAGAGAGAACCAGCUCAUUCAUCGCUCCCCUGGUCCACUUCAAUCAGCUACAAUAUUUUACGCUUGAGUCUCUUGUUCUCAUCUGACCACUGUUAUUCCAAAGGACAAGUUUCCGCAGUCACCCUACGUUCUGGUGUCCAGUAAACAUACUUACAGUGGUCGCAAACAUGACGCUGCAACUGUCUGGGCAGAGAACAUCGAGAAAGGGAAAUUCACCGUGUGUUUGCGGGAAAUGCAAAAUUUUGAUGGCAUGCACGAGAAUAUAACCGUUGUAAGUACUUCACAGUUUUGUAUACUGACUCAGUCAACUCCCUUUAGUUAAUAGCGGACAUUGUAGAGACCUCGAGUUUGUGUCCUCAUUAGCGACAUUCCGUAAUAGCAGGUGUUUAUGAUACUGUCAAACGUCUACUACACUGUAUUUACCUUUGCCUGGGAUUUAGCUGCUGUUCGUAGUAAACUGAUCGGGGUGUCCGUUAUAGCGAGGUGUCCGCAAGGCGGAAGUCGACUGUAAAUAAAUUUGGCUUACUGUUUAAAAAGUGGGUCAGCUUUUUUUACAUCAUUUCUUCCUUAAAUUACCUCGAGAGAUUUUUCUCUGGUUUUCUUGUAAGUAGAACGAUUAUAAAAACAAACCUCCAUUGUAGGUCAGUUAUCUCAACCUUUUUUGUCAAGGACUUGGCUCAAAUAUACAGAUAGUGGACAUGCCGAUGUUUCGCCGUUUUUAUAUGCAAACAUUAUAGAAGAGACAUUUGCACCCUUGCGUUAUUUCCCUUUCUUAUUUCUUGCUUUUGCUAUAGGAUUGGAUGGCAUUUCUUGAGUUACCAGACGAAAUGAACGCAGAAUGGCAUAACGUUGCAUUUACUAAUAAUCCUGGACCCGAGUUAUUAAGUGUAACUAACUACGCAUUUUGCCAGGUGAGUCGACUCGAGCAGUGGUAAAAUGUAAUUCAAUUCAAGGAAGGCAUCGAAAAGAAGCAGGCCAUAGCAGCGCUAAUUACUGGCCUGGGGAACAAACUUUUAUUACAGGGGCUGGUCCACUGUUCUUAUUAGGGUCUAUCAGUAAGACAUUAAUUGAUUUUACGAAAUUUUUUAAGAGCCGGAAAAGUAUGGUAAACUUACUCCCGUGGUUUCUUAUAAUAUCUUUUCCUUAGCAGGAGCCCAUAGGGUAAAUGGGCUCUUGGUCAUAGUUUGUGCAAGUUAGAGUUCGCUCAUAGUUCUUUUUCUCGACUAGAUGAAGUCUCUGUGCAAUUCUUCUUGUCACAUUGCAUUUCAUACUUCAACCUAAAGAGCAGAGGAGAGUCAUGCGCCUUUGUAGUUCACUGGUCUAGCUCGCUUAGCUAUAUAUGAUUUCAAACGGUCUUUCUAUACAAAUCACUUUUGAAAUGCUAAAUUUAUCUUGACAGACUGUCAGCUUCACCUCAAUUUUCUCAGAAGCACCGUUUGUAAUCGUAUCCGGUAGUCACAGCACUCAUCACGGAAGCAUGCCUAUUGAACACAAUAGUAUUGCAACAUGGGUUGAGGUAAGAAGAGAAACUCAUUUUGUUAUAUUUUGGGAAAUUUUUCCCAACAGUGUGCGCUCUCAUUGGUUACUUUGAGGUCACAUUACAUCUAGCAAUAAAACUGUUUUCUGCCAAAAUCUCUGAGCGGGCAAAAUUGCAAAAUCUAUGAAGUCAGAGGGUAACAGUAGAGAGAUUAAGAUUCACUUUUACCGCAAACGGCAAACGUCUGACUCAGGUUGAGAAUUUCUCAGAAUAGGAAAUAAGCAGAUAAAAACAGUCCCGAACGAUUCCUAUGGUUAAAACCGGCAUAAAACUACUUAUUUUUGUGUACAAGCAAUAAAGAGCAAACGGAAAAUAAGGGGAAAACUUGGUCACGUGGUACAAAUUCACGUCUGCCCUUUGGCGUAAACGUGAAUCUUAAUCUCUCCAGUGCAAUGUUACCCGCGAAUGUUGACCGACGACCGCCGUUACAGGAGGCUUAAGCUUUCCCCACCCUAACCGCAAGCCACACAGAUGUCUGGUUAGCUUUUUAUUAGAAGAGCGCCGGUCGAAUAAAAGGUCCUGGUUUCGAGUUCUGGCCAGACCACUAAACAGGGUCUUUGAACUGCGUCAUGUGGCACCAAAAGAGAAUCCGUUAAGAAAGAGAUUCUUCCAUCCUAGUCUUUAGGACUGUCGUUCAACCUUUCUUUGCCAGGACAUACACCAUGAUCGGUAAUCGCCGCAAUAUGUAAGGCGUUCCCUCGUACCCCCUUUUAAAUCCACAUGGACACUGACAUUGUUUCUCGUUUUCCCUUUACAGAAUAUUAACAUGUUCUAUUGCCGUGUGUGUAUGAAAGAGUUGCAUACUCCUUCUGGUUAUGAUCCGGUGUCCAUUACAUUGCUGGCAAUAGGUAGGAAUCCUUCUUAA